This is a messenger RNA of Botrytis byssoidea, 1578 nucleotides long. RefSeq lists its product as uncharacterized. The coding region runs from base 427 to 1578 and encodes 383 amino acids. The record is from RefSeq and is a predicted model, not a curated record. The transcript has 5 exons. Lineage: Eukaryota; Fungi; Ascomycota; Leotiomycetes; Helotiales; Sclerotiniaceae.
CGUUGAACAUCUGCGCAACCGAAAGUACGCAUAAAUCACUUGAAAUGAAUCUUGUAUACUACGCUCGAGCUCCAGAGCCUUGACACAAUAUCUGAUCAACAAUUCAGAGAUGGGCUUUUCUGCUGCGGGAUGGAAUGAUCACGAUCUUUGCCGAUGAUUCCCGCUCGGCUCAUAUCCCCAACUCCAGGCGGCGCAAUUUCACUCGCGCUUUCAGUCUUUUCUAUGAACAUCUUGGGGCGUCUCCAGGAUCGAAUUUCUAGUUCAAGAUACACAAGUCAAGAAAUACAAUAAUAUUAAAGUUGAUCAGAAUGAUUUUUCUAAAUGGCACUUCAGCCAUGCAUGGUACAGCUUUUUCACAAAACCUCAAUGGUUCAUUCGAAACAACACUCAACAUGAAUCUCUAUAUCUUUCUCAAUAUAAAGCAUCAUGGUUAGCAGACUUCGUGAUCAGUGGGUAUGUGUCGCCUCUUUCGAUGCGGAUCCGGACAUCGCAGGUCCUGGGGUUAUGACAAGUUUCUUGGUCACCGCGUGGGUCACCUAUUUUGUGGCAUGUAUCCAAUUAUAUUGUGUCGUGUCAUCUCGAUUCCGUCUCAAACUUCUUUCUUCUGUGUCGGGAACCACGGCUGAACAUAUUGGCAAAUACACAAUCAGGCUAGCGAGACUUUCCAUCCCAUCAUCUAUCGAACGGAAUAUCCCAAGACUCAUGAUUAAAGGCCUUCAUCUCAGCCUCUAUGCCAUACGAUGUUCGUUAGCUAUGUUUCUAAGCCUCUUUCGCAAUUCUCAACCGCGACUUCAGUUAUUCUCUCAAAUGGCUUUAAAUCGGUUGUGUGAUCUUCAGCUUGUCACAAGAACCGCUAUAAUCAUUGUAGGUAUAGCUGAGUUUCACCACAUGUCAUUCUAUCACCAAUCUCUCAUUACAAGCUAUUGGCUGCUCACACUGAAUUCAUUUUGGGCAGCUAGAGCUGGAUACCUCAACUCGGAACACUAUGGUCGUGACAAGAGCUUUUAUUUCUGGACGCGCUGGGUCUUCGUACUUUUUAGUGAUCUGCUUUCAAUUUACUACCAAAUAGUUACCACACUGGAGGCCGAAAACCACUGGGACUCUGAAGAAAGUGGUCGUUGUUAUCUUUCCCACGAACCAUCACCAACUAAUGCGCAGUAUUUCUGGAUUGUGGGAAUUUCUUUCGAAGUUGUGUAUAUGUUAUUGUAUUCCGUGCAACAACUUGUAGAGUCCUUAUCUCACAAGUGGCAAUGGUUGAAAGGCUUAGUAAACUUCAUCGCAGAUACCUCGAAUGAUGUAUCGAAUGGAGGCCAGCAACGCGCUUUGGAUUUUUGGUCGGCGGUGAAAUUGCGCACCUAUCGUUGGCCAAUACUCUUCUUGAUAAUCGGAGAUGAAGACACUUGGGGUUUUGGGCAAAUUUUGCCACUUGGUUUGCUCGCUCUUAUAUGUUUAGAUUUGCUUGACAUCCUCAACAUUGUAGAAGCAUAUAAGCAUCAAAUCACAGCUAUGGUGCCGGAUCUGCAGGUUCAGAAAGUAGAAUUGUCUGUUGUGGGCACAAGAAACGAAUAUUUGACUUGA